UAUAUUCGAUACAUUUCGCAGACAUUUUAUUUAAUUACGUUAGAUAAAUAACAGGCAAAUAUGACGAGUGGCGUUAAAUCUAGUUGGAGAAGUACUGCUUCUGCUUUGUGCGUUCUAGCAGCAAUCGGAAUUACUUUUGGAUUUUUAUAUGUAAUGGAAUAUUUGACACUGUCCGGUAAGAACACUUGUACGCAGACGCAAGGACAGCGUGAAACCUUUAAGUGCUUGGCGAAGCUAGCAGAAGAUCUAACGACUUCCGUAACUGACGUCAAUCGAGUGCGUGAGCCAAUAAAUGAGACGCAACAGACGCAAAUCUGCAGAUCUUGGUCAAAUUAUUUUGAUUGUAAUCGGGAUAUUCGUGAGAAGUGUGGAAAGAUUUACAAUUCCGAAUUUCGGUUCACGAACAUUUCAUCAAGAAUUUCAUUUUGUUCUUUCAAUACAACUGAAAUAGGGGUGACGUUAUGAUGUGAUUGACAAGCGCCAACUUCCAGCGAGAAGUGAUCUAUUGUUAAGUCAGUAUGUCCAAACGUCUAACUUGACGAAAACUGUUGCCGUACCGGGACAUAAUGAGAAAAUUAAAAUUAACGAGGAUGGCAUUUGAUAAUGAAAACGUGGCUUGACGUCAUUUGUGGACUUGGCAUUGAGUAUACAUGUACGUCAUGCCAUCUGUUCAAUAUAACUCGUCUGUCAUGCUGUCAUUCAAUCACCUGGAAGAUAUUAAGCACCACCGGUUAUAUUUACGUGGUUUGAGAUAUUCAAUCGGGGCACGGGCAAAGUAAAACUGUAGUUAGAUUAACAACAAUUUAAUAGUAAAUCGAUUUCUGUAUCCACCUUUGCCUAGUCUUGUAGCUAUUGAUAUAUGCUAUGUUUGUAAUACGAUAUGAAUUGGCUACGCGUGAUAGACGCUGUUUUCCAUCGAAUCUUGCUCGAUUAAGGAUGAGAAGAAUUUAAAUUUGGUCUCUGAAAUAAAAUAAAUUGAAAUCUAUGUAAAACCGGCAAUAUAUUUUUAGGUUAAACAACAACCAUUCCACUGCGAAAAUGUUAAUUAAUUUAUUUCCGAAUUAAUAUUUAAUUAAUUACCAAUCGACGUAGAACAUAAUACUUUUAAAUGCGUUCAUAUUUCGGUAUCUUGAAAAUAUUGAACAUAAAUAUCUGACCAUGUUUUUGUUUCGUUGUCGCGUUUUGUCGGCAAAUAGUAAUGUUUUCCAUUUUGUGAUAUGUCUUAUAUUAGAAAUACUUCAUAAUUCUGAUUAUGAAAAAUCAUGAUUAUUUUUUGAAUUAUGAA
Molecule: messenger RNA, 1285 nt
Organism: Styela clava
Lineage: Eukaryota; Metazoa; Chordata; Ascidiacea; Stolidobranchia; Styelidae
Source: RefSeq, a predicted model, not a curated record